CUAGGACCCCGGAACAGCGUAGUCUACUACCAAGUUUCAACUAGUCUUGCUCACUGUUCAGAACAGCGAGUGGCGACAACGCACUAGGAUUUGAACUUCAGUCUCAGAGAAAUAGUCAGACUGAUAUUCAAACAUGUCGUUCGGGGGAGGGUAGGCUCUAAUUUAUGUUUUCAAACCUAUGGCUCAAGUCAUCUAGUACCAAUGUCUUUGGCACUGGUAACACCGGCACGUCUACCUUCGGGCAAUCUAACGCGUCAAAGCCCGCAACUUCGCUCUUUGGUAAUACGCAGCCCUCUUCAGGAACGGGGAACACAACGACAGGCUUUGGUAGUUUCGGGGUGCAACCCCAAACCCAGACGCAACAACCUGCUCCAGGAAGUUCUGUGUUUGGAGGAGGCGCUUUCGGACAGACACAACAGCAACAGCCGUCCGGAUCGACUUCGAUAUUUGGGCAACCCGCACAACAGCAGCAGCAGCAACAACAACAACAACAACAACAGCAACCUACAACGUCUCUCUUUGGGCAGCCUCAACAGCAGCCUUCAGGUACAUCUUUGUUUGCAAACUCUUCAACAACAAAUACGACUGGGCAGCAGACUGGCAGCACCUUUGGAAGCACUCAGCCGCAACAAUCUACUAGUCUCUUUGGAAGCACGCAACCGCAGCAAUCGACUAAUCUAUUUGGAACUACGCAGCCGCAACAGUCGACUAGUUUAUUUGGAACCGUGCAACCACAGCAACAGACAAGUAAUUUAUUCGGAAAUGCCCAGCCACAGCAGCCGGGUGGACUGUUUGGAAGCACGACUGCUCAGCAGGCAGCUCCUGCUGGCGGGCUGGGGGUGAGUACAACGGGGACAUCGAUCUUUGGGCAGCAAAGACAACUAUCGAUGAUGAGUACCACGCCCAUAAGCGGACCUGCACCUUUUUUAAAAUCCACGAAGUUCAAUGAUCUUCCGGAUGACAUCAAGAAGACGUUUGAAUCUAUCGACUCGCACAUCCAGGGACGUAUACAAAUAGGCAACGAGCUUAAACAGCGAAAAAUGGGGGAAGAGGCGAUCAAGGGCCAGGAGUUAAUUCGCGAACUGCACAAGGAGCUGCUUGGUGUAUCCUCUGUUAUUCAAUCGGAUUCUCUUUUCGCCAAGGACUUGAAAGCGAAGACUGAACAAGCAGUUCAAGACACAAUCGUCGCAACCAACAUUAUCGAGGGCUUUAAGAACCCCCAUCAGAGUGCAGCAUAUCUCAAGAACCAUGCUCCGUUCCCUCUGGAAUUCUUCACCCGCGUCACGCAAGAGAUGCAGGAGCGUUUGCAGUGGUUCAAAAACACUAUUGAACAAAUUGAGCGAAAACUAUCCGCAUCAGCAUCCCAAUCCCAAAAUACACCCCAAGCAAUCUCAUCCACCCUCCAGACGCAGCAUGCCAUAUUUGUUUCGCUAGCAGCUAGGACUGCGGCUAUUGAUGCUGAAGUUCAAAAGGUAAAGGCGUUGUAUACACAACUGUGGCGCGCGAAAACUGGGAGCAUGCGUGACCCUUUCAAUGAACUAGACCACGGCAGCGGGGGAGAGUUUGGGAUGGAAUCGUUACAGGUCAAGUGAGGUAGCUCUGGAUAUUCCUUGAUUGGCGUGAUACCAAGUCCGGAAAAUAUAUUUUUGUAUAAACAUCGCAUAUCUGAUUACAUGUAUGAACUAUGAAUGUAUCCGCAUGCUGUGAUUAUGGCACGGAGCUUGCACUGA
Molecule: messenger RNA, 1730 nt
Organism: Suillus bovinus
Lineage: Eukaryota; Fungi; Basidiomycota; Agaricomycetes; Boletales; Suillaceae
Exons: 8
Coding region: 165-1592 (475 amino acids)
Biological process (GO): nucleocytoplasmic transport
Cellular component (GO): nuclear pore
Molecular function (GO): structural constituent of nuclear pore
Source: RefSeq, a predicted model, not a curated record